Molecule: messenger RNA, 225 nt
Organism: Babesia microti strain RI
Lineage: Eukaryota; Apicomplexa; Aconoidasida; Piroplasmida; Babesiidae
Exons: 2
Coding region: 1-225 (74 amino acids)
Source: RefSeq, a predicted model, not a curated record
AUGAUUGGAAAAUCAAUUGCCGCCAAGGCAUUCAACCCCUUCACAGGUGGUACGGUAAACAUAUGCAAUGAUAACACCAACAAUAACGUUACGGAUCAAAAGCCUUUAGCCAUAACCACUUUAAAUCAUCAAAUAGAACCAUGGAUGCAAGAAGCUUUUGCUUCGUCUAAAUUUGAGCCCGGAAAAAUACCCACGGUGCCGCCACCUCGUCAAUUUAUCAACUAA